AUGAAUUGGACCCGUAGUAAGAGUCGCGGCGAUGGCGUUUCUGAUGAUGCCCUUCGUCCGUUCGACGUCAAGAAAUUGACAUCCGCGAGGAGUGGGGCGCACGCAGGCCGCAGGAUCAGAACGGGGGACGGACCAUCAGAUUUUUUGCGUGCGUGUGCCAGCCAGCCCUGCAGAGUGCGCACCCGCCUGGCAUCGUCGAGGGAGCCUCGAUCAGAAAUCCCUGGCGCCACGUGUCCCCGGCACAUCUUCGAGCAGUCUUCGAGCGAGCUCGCCCAAGCCAACAACUCCUUACGGCACGGUUCAGUCCGGUGCUCGAACGGUCAGGUCCACCACAAAGCAGCGGAGCUCGGCGGGGCGGACGGAAGCAGUUGGCUGGCGCAAACAGACGAAGUCGGAAAGGAAGAUUCAGAUAGGUGCACAAUCAUUGGCAUCUGGGCGCAGCUGGGCGCCAGCGGAGUCAUUGGCGAGGGAAGGGAAGCGGCGGAGCGUGGGCAUGUGUACGACACCGAGGCGGACGCCAACAGAUUCGGAUGGGGAGACCUGACGACACCAACACCAACAACAACAACGGCAGCAACAACAUCAACACCGACAUAUGUUCGCGCCCCCUUUUCGCGGCGAGGUGCUUUCUUUUUCUAUUUCUGGCGCGGCACCGUGCUCUGGGCCCUUCACCGCGGCUGUGCGCUCCCACCCUCCCUCGGCCUCCUUCCUGAUGGGUCUCCAUGCCUCGGGCGUACACACGACCACGUUACUUCGCGUGUUUGCAUUCCCCGUCCGAGCGACGACGACGUCCUCACGCAGCUGAGCACCGCCGCCGCCGCCGCCGCCGCCCACGCGUGCAUCUCCUACCCUCAUUCCGCCCAACGUCCGAUUGAUGACCCCCACGUCUUCCGUGGUAUUCCUGACCACGCGCACUCCCAAACGUCCCCGCCUCCCAAGCGCGCGUUCUGCCCCCAUCCCCAACACGCGCACCCUUCCCAACCCUGUCCCUUCCUCCCUCGCGCCUUCUCGAUCUUCUCAUCGACGGCCACUGGACGCAUCUUCCCUUCGCGCUUCCCAGACCCAGCCCGUCCGUCGCGUGCGUGGACCGCGCACUCGCCAAAACACCUCCCCUGCCCGCACAUAGCCGGCCGUCCGUCCACCGAAAACCACCUCAGCUUUGUCCACUUUGCCGCAAUCUCUAUUCAUUUCCCCUUCUCCCAUUCCCAGGUGGCCACGCUCCCCUCCCAGCGCACCGGGUCCGCGACCAAGCCCACGAAGCCCAGACGCGACCCAGACGCGGCGCGCUCGUUAUCGUUCCCACUUGCUCAGCCCGAGCUCGAGCCUCCCGAGCCCAAGCUGCAUGGCCAAGACAAAGUAGUCCCGUUUGCUCCCUUGCGCGAGCCCCACUCACGCGCGACGCCCUGUCGACAAAUUCAGGCCCCCCCUGGGCCCCUCCCCCCUUCGCUCGAUCUGAUCCCGCGCGCUGACUCACCCCGCCUUGUCCUCUCGAUCCGGUUCGACGCUCGCUCGCGACGCCCCUCCUGUUCUCCCCGAGUCAGACGCGGUCGCCCCGCCCUCGUGACUCGACUCGACCUGGUUCGGUUCGCACGCGCGAGGGUGGUCUUCGCGAACCCCCGUCCGGCGCCCACACCCCCCGCCCCGGAUACGUUCCCACCGCCAGACGCACAGAACCACGCGCCGCCCCCCUGCUGCUCCCCGCUGCAGGUCACGGUCGGUCAGGCUCCCUCUGUCCCGCAGCUCGUCUCUCUCGCUCCCUGGUGUCGGCCUGGGUCCCUCCUCUGUGCCUUCGCGAACCCGCGUUCGAUGGAACCGAUAGCGUUGCCACCUGAGCCCCACCCCCCCCCCCCCAAGCUCAGUUUCGCAGGCCGCCUGAUCACAGCCCAGCGACGCCAGGUGACCACCGCCGAAGCCCUCUUUCCGUCUCCGCAUUUGCCCACGCCCGCUGCGCCUGGCCCCCACGGUGCAGCGUACGCCCCUCCAUCAUUCAAGACAGAACAGAACGCCCUAUCGUCGCAAUCUGCGCCGCGCUGGUCGGUCGGUCAGCUGCGAGCACGGUUAUGGGCGGGCCCGCGCGCCGGCGCGAUGUCUGGUUUGCCAGGGCCCCUCUCGCGCAGGGGCCCGAGAGCGGGGCGGGGCGGGGUGAACGUGCGUGGAACCAAGCGAAGGAUCACUGAGACCUACACGCCCGCCACCCGCCAGCCACGCGCGGGACGAUGCGCGGCGUGUGAAAUCCCCGCGCGCGGGACGAUGUACGUGUACCAACCAAUUACCAAGUACGUACAUCGACAAGCCGUGUCGAACACGCGCAACGCGCUCGCAGACCCCAAGACUGCGCGCUCGUCGAUACGUCGCGCACCGGACGCAUUUCGAAGCCCCGUUUCUGAAUUGGGUGUCACCAGAAGAUCCGAGACGCGGUGCGAGGCCAUCAUACAACUGUCCUCUGACGACUUGAGUGCGACAGCCCCUCCGGAUGGCGAGCUCGAGCCUCCCGUGGCGCGCUCCCGAGCGCACAUUCUCGACUUCUCGCCGCGAUCCAGCACCGAGCGGGCGCCUCAGACGCCCCACCUCGCUCGCCCUUCCCGCACCUUCCUCAUGCGCACUAGCGCGCUUUCGAGGUCCCCCAGUGGUCCCGCUCGCACCGACGCGCCGUUCCCGGAGUCCCUGAUCUUUGUGCAUUUACUUAUCCCGCCCGGCGCUCGGGUCGCUUUGCGCUCGCGCGACCAGGCACUCGUCCUCUCCUUCCCUUUCUCGCCCGUUUUCGAUGCGGGGCCCGUAAAUCACUCGAUCGCGUGUCCUCCUCACAAAGUGACGACGCCUCUGCAGCAGAGGCGCCCGUUCUUGGACACGCGUGGCUCUGAACGGCACACGUGUUUGCGAUCCACGUUCCACGGCACCGACGGCGGACCCCCCGGCUCGUGCGAAUCCUCCCCCCUCGCCUCUCUGCCCGACCCACUACAAAUUCUGUACUAG
Heterobasidion irregulare TC 32-1 is the source of this 2973-nucleotide messenger RNA. RefSeq lists its product as uncharacterized. NCBI's taxonomy places the organism in Eukaryota, Fungi, Basidiomycota, Agaricomycetes, Russulales, Bondarzewiaceae. The record is from RefSeq and is a predicted model, not a curated record. Bases 1 to 2973 code for a protein of 990 amino acids. The transcript is spliced from 14 exons.